This is a messenger RNA of Ictalurus furcatus (blue catfish), 3278 nucleotides long. It is a transcript of the gene maptb, whose product is annotated as microtubule-associated protein tau b. The coding region runs from base 377 to 2800 and encodes 807 amino acids. NCBI's taxonomy places the organism in Eukaryota, Metazoa, Chordata, Actinopteri, Siluriformes, Ictaluridae. Gene Ontology annotation, molecular function: microtubule binding. The transcript is spliced from 15 exons. Gene Ontology annotation, cellular component: neuron projection. The record is from RefSeq and is a predicted model, not a curated record. Gene Ontology annotation, biological process: microtubule cytoskeleton organization; neuron projection development.
AAAAAAAAAAGAAAAAGGGUGGGGGGGGCUGCUCGUAUCUCAAACGCCCCCCUUCUAAUACAUAGUGCGCACUACACCGCUUCUAGAAGCCUGUGACGUCACACCCUAUGCAGUGUCCCUGAGAGGUGCACGCGGAGUGGAUUGAGCGCGAGCCGCUGCCUCAGUCGGUGUAACGGGGUGGGUUUUUUCUGGUGGUGCUGAUGCUGCGGUUGCCGGUUGUAAUGCUGAGGUAUUAACGCUGUAAGUUUUCCGUCAUCGAGGAGUUUCUGAACAAUCUCUUUCCUUUCAUUCUUCGGAACAGAUCUUUCUUUAUAGUUGGCUGGCGGACAAGUAGAUUCAGUUAGGCUGCUGAUAUAGAGACUGAAUCCACCUCGAAAUGGAGCACCAGGACAUGAUGAAUUCCGGACAGUACGGCUCUGGGGAGGUCGUGGUGUCCGCCAUGGCUGACGUGACCCUCGACGACAGCCCUCGGGAGGACAUGAAGAACGGGACGGCGGCACACAUGAGGCCCGGGCAUGGCCCGGGAAAAGAGGAGACAGCGGGGUCAAAGCCUGACUCGACCUCUCAAGACGAUGUGACGGAGGGUACAGAGCCUAAAGCUGCCUCCGAUCAUGAGGAUGUGGUGUCUGCUGCACCAGGGACAGCAGGAGCAGGUGAAGAUGCUUUAACACCAGAGGGGCUCUCUCCGCCACACAGCGGUAGAAGCAGUGCGGCGUCUAUGGACAGGGAAGAGGAGCGUUUGAACGGGGCCUUGGCUGGGUCAGUUAGCCCACAGCAGUCACCUAUGUCCCCACAAGCAUCACAAGCUGCCCCAGCUGACGGUUUAGAGUCGGCAGUGCUGAGCUUUGACAGCCAGGUGAAGACGAGUCCUUUAGAGGAGAUGGUUGGGAAACACGGUCCCAGUGGUUUUCAAGAUGAGAGAGAGGAAGAGGAAGUCGUGAAGCAUGGUAAGAAGGACGAGAGCAAGGGUUUCGGAUCGGAUCAUGAGGAAGAGUUAGUAGAGAGUCCUGCCAUCCCUGAUAGUCGUUCUAACAUAGAAGAUCAACAGGAGGAGCAAGAAGGAGAGGAAGAAGAAGAACAAGAUGAACCAGAAGUAGUUCCUCCAGUCCACAGCACUGUUGUCCCAGAUGUGUCACCACAGAAAGAUGAAAGCUUUGAUAUUAAGCCCUGCGAAAUGCUAUCCCAACUGCAAAUGACUCCAGAUGAAGCAAAGAAACGAGGAUUGUCAUUUGACUACACCGAAUCCGAGCUUGUUCAUCAGAGAACCCCUGACCGCUGGGAAAAUGGCUCUGACAAGACUCCCCCAGAGAGCAAAAGUCCUGAUUCCUGCAGGGCUGACCCUGGUUCCCCUUUCUCCCCUAGUACUGCUCCUGAUCACACCCAAGAGUCACCCAUCACUGAACACCAGACUGAAGCCCAAGAGUACGAACCAGUGGAAGAACAGGACCUGGAAGUGAUCAGUAUUCCUACAGCUCAUCAGGAGGUCAUAGUACCCAAGAUGGAGCCAGAAGUAGACACCAAACCUGAGGAUUUCAAAGAUGACAAACCAGAGAAGUACCUGGAUACAACUGAGGAAGCUCUCAUUGCUACUGUUGAGGCAGCACAAAGCGCUGAGCCCGCUGCCCAACCAGAAGUAGCAGCUGUUGCUGAUGUUGAAGCUGAUGUUGGUGAACCCUGUCCUCCAGAACCAAUUAAAGCAGCACCAACAAAAACAGUACCUGUUAAAGAUGCUGCCAUUAAAAAAGCAAAGAAGCCCAUUGCUGCGGUCGAUGCAACCACUGCCCCCAAAUCCACCCCAAAACUCGAGAAAGUCCCCUCAAAAGACGCCUCGCCAGUGCGAAAAACAAGUGUACCGUCCAAAGCCAAGCCCGGAGCAGCAGCAGCUGAUAAAAAGACCCCUUCCAAAUCCACACCAGGCAAAGCUAGACUCACCUCCAGCACUAAAAGAGCCUCGUCAAUCCCAGUGCCCCCAUCCAAACAUACCUCCACCUCCGCUUCGCCCUCUGCCCCAGUUUGUGCCUCAGCCAGAGCCAGUUCUCUAAUCUCUAAACCACACACUGUAGGAGCCAAGGAGUCCAGAGCCACAGCCGGGGAUGCUAAGACGAAGACUAAACCUCAGGGUAUUGGCACCAAAAUCCCUGCAGCCGAAUCUCCUAAAACUCCUGAUCGUAGCGGCUGCAGCAGCCCUGCCACUCCGAAAUCUCCAGCCAGUCGCUGCAGCACACCUGGGCAGCAGGUGAAGAAGGUGGCCGUGGUGCGCACUCCACCCAAAUCUCCCGGCUCUCUCAGAUCCCGCGCUCCCAUUGCCCCUGUUGCGCCCUUGCCUGACCUGAAGAACGUCAAAUCCAAGAUCGGUUCCACUGAGAACAUCAAACAUCAGCCUGGGGGUGGAAAGGUGCAAAUCCUGGAGAAGAAGAUGGAUCUGAGCAGCGUGCAGGCAAAGUGUGGCUCCAAAGCCAACAUCAAGUACACUCCAGGAGGUGGCAAUGUUCAAAUUGUGCACAAAAAGAUGGAUCUGAGCAACGUGCAGUCAAAGUGCGGCUCGAAGGCCAACAUCCACCAUAAACCAGGCGGCGGAAACGUGGAGAUCAAAUCAGAGAAGCUGGAGUUUAAAGCUCAGCCGAAAGUGGGCUCUCUGGAGAACAUUGGCCACGUGGCCGGAGGCGGGAACAGGAAGAAAGAGAAGGGGAAGGAAGCAGAGUCGGGGCCUUCAGGUGCCUCCGUCCACCCAAAUGGGGACACGCCCUCUGACCCCCUGUGUGGGGAAGUCAGUGCCCUAAACCCAAACCACUCCAAUUGAGUCUCACAAGCUGAUGUUCCGUGAGCAGGCGAAGGCCCGCACUGACCACGGCGCUGACAUUGUGGUUAAAUCCCCCUGCAUGUCUGCAGAGGGUUCACCCCGCCCCCUCAGCAAAGUCUCCUCCUCCGGCAGCAUCAACAUGAACGAAUCACCACAACUGUCCACGCUUGCAGACCAGGUGACCGCCUCACUGGCUAAACAGGGCCUGUGAUUCGACCUCCCACUGCGCCUCAACCACCUCCACACCAAGACAAAUGCAACGCUGUAACGUGGCAACUUAAAAAAAACAAACAAACAAACAAAAAAAAGGUUUAAAAAAAAAAAUCAUAAAUAACAAGCAUUUCACCUCAGUCUGUUCAAAAGAAAAAGAAAAAAAAAAAAAAAGGUGCUUGCUGGAUUUCUUCAUAAAUUUUGGUUUUUGACUGCAAGGGACUGAUCAUUAAUAAUGUUAUUGUACUGUCCUGUCUGAUUAAUUGAA